AGUCAAGUUCACUCAAGCGCAUUACGGGAAAAUAACGCAAGUGACCGAAAAUAUUCCGAAAAAAAUACUACGCCGAAUGAAGAAUUUUGCUAACGUUAUAAAUAAACAUCUUAUCGUUUAUGAAUUUGGCGUUUAUUAGAUGUUCAGCUCGAAGUGGCAGUGAUGCAAAAUGAUUUUGAUCGUGAAAAAUUGUGUUAACGUAACGAUGCAUUUAUCAAAGUGGGUUUAAGUCUUAUCUCUGUUGGCGUCCUCUUGUUUUUUAUGGUUCAAGUUCACGAUGGCAACAGUCGAAGAGACAGUUAAAGUGUCCGUGGUGACUGACCGAUCACCAAAUAUUAUACGAUGCUCUAGUACGACGAGUGCAGAGGAUUUGUGCAUUAUUCUUUGCAAAAAGUAUAAAAUUCCACCUCUCACUCGGACGCUGUUCGCGUUACGAGUCAAAGGCAGAGAUUAUUUUCUCAAAGAUAACGCAAAAGUUCUGUCCAGCACCAGGGAUUACGAGCUUAGGAUUCGUUUUAAGGUACCGAGAUUAGAGCUGCUAAUAACUUUGGAUGAAACAACUUAUGACUACUACUUCCUUCAAGCCAGAAGCGAUGUGUACGAGAACAGGAUCCCUGAGCUCAAGUACCCUGACCACAAGAAAGAAAUGCUCGGUCUUGGUAUUGCCGACAUGACACGCGCCACGGCUGAGGAAAAAUUGUCGGUAAACGAUGUUGUGAGGGAUUACAAAAAAUAUAUACCGAAAGUGAUCGUUAGGAGACACGGUCACGUUGCGAAGAAGCAUGCUCACGACCAACUACCAAAGCUUUGUUCUGUUGGACAUAACGUCAACUACAUAAAAAACUUGUACCUGCAACAACUAUACAUUAUGGCGCCGAACUAUUUGGCGGAGGAAUAUGACAAUGUUCUAUGGCAGAACGGCAGCGAGGUGAUACCCGUGCGAGUCAUGGUCGCUCCCUUCCACCCGCAUCAGCCCGGCAUCAGACUCUUCAAUACCGUCAAACGAGACUGGUGCCACGUUUGCAAAAUAGAAGAAUUAAUUUAUAUAACAAGGAAUGGAGAGAACUCGUUAGAAAUAUCUAGAAGAGGAACCCCUUUGUUCUUUAAGUUUAAGUCUGAGGAGCACUUGUCGUCGUUUAUAUCAGUUUGUGAUGGAUAUUACAGAUUGAUGGUGAAAUGGACGUUUAACCUGUCUAAAGACGACGAAACGCCAUCGCUAAAGGAACUACAAAGAAUAAAAUGUCACGGCCCUGUCGGGGGUGCAUUCUCGUAUCGAAAGUUGGAAGAAAAACGCGCUAAGAAACACGGUUGUUAUAUAUUGAGGCAGUGCCAGGAUGACUACAAUGUUUAUUAUUUGGACGUAUGCACUAAAAAUAGCACAACAGAAACGUAUAAAAUAGAGUUUAAGGGUCAUUGUUACGUGGUGAACAAUGAGGAGUAUUACAGCAUAGAGAGGCUAGUCGGGUGCCAUCAGAACCAAGAAGGAAGGAUAUUCCUGAACGAAUGUAUACCGCCUUCAGAGUAUGAUAAGUCCCAAUUACUGUUAUGUGGGGAGCCGGUUAAAAGAGGUGUGAGAAUUGACCAAGCUGAACUUCAAGAUAUUCUCAAAGACAACCGGAGCCCUCGAUGUUUGCCAAAUAAGGACAUUUUACUGUACACAGGUUCUGAAAAGUUUGGUUCGGAAAACAUAACGACUACUUACAAAGCUUUGUGGAGGCUCGAUGAAACUAAGAAAUUGGUGGUCGCAUUCAAGACUUUACAGAGAGAAAAGGCCAAUGACCAUUUAAAAGAAUUCGUAGAGUUAGCGAGCAAAUGGGCUUGCGUGCAGUCCAGCUCCAUGGUUCGACUAUACGGAGUGACGUUGAGUUCGCCAACAGCACUAGUGCUGGAAUACUUGCCAUUCGGACCCUUUGAUGAUUAUCUAAGAGAAAACGGUGCCCGCGUAAAGCUACUCCACCUAAAGAAGGUAGCGGCGGGUCUAGCCCGGGCGCUAUGGGACCUGUCAGAGGCAGGCAUAGUGCACGGGUCGGUGCGGUGCCGGCGCCUGCUGCUAGCGGCGCACGACGGCGACCGCAUCGUCGUCAAGCUGUCCGGCCCCACGCUGCGCAACUACACACAGCACGACGUACACUGGAUGCCGGUGGAAUUCUUCUCCGACAUGAGCUUAGCGAAGCGGUCGGUGAUGGGCGACAUCUGGGCGUUCGCCACCACGCUGUGGGAGGUGUUCUCUUACGGACAGUCGCCGACUGAGACCAAUCCUGUGUUGACUGCUAGGAGCUACGAGAUGGGUGACCGGCUGCUGCGUCCGGCUCGGUGCCCGGGCGAGGUGUGGGCACUCAUGCGCCAGUGCUGGCAGCCCGACCCGCUGCGCCCGCAGGAGAUCAUGCGGGACAUGAACCAUAUGCUGCACAGAGAAUAUGUGCCGAUUCACGAAUACGAAGAGCCAAAGAUCUCCCUUGAACAUAUGGAACAUGCUGAGACUGUAUCAAGUGAUAGGUUUAUACCGAGUGAAUUGAGUGAUGCUGGUAGCAACAAGUCUUUGAUAUCGGAUAGCAGUGUGCUUUCAAUGAACGGGACCAUGUCUGAUCAAUAUGAUAAUCCUUUCGCAGACAACAAAAGCUCUAACUCUCUAGAAAGCAUGAACGGCCUGCCUUACGCGUUACAACGCGAGCUACGUUCCCGAAACAGCGGCAGUGUGAACGCAGCACGAGCCAUCGAUGACGAACUGGAUGACGACUCCACGCCCGCGCCCAGGCUCAUGGAGUCCAUCGUGUCACAGGGGAAGACUUACCUCGUCACGCUAACUAAGAAGAUUGGCAGUGGCAACUACGGGCACGUAUUCAAAGGCUGGAUGGAGCGCGACAACCAAGAAUCUCAGCGAAGAGAAGUGGCCGUCAAGAAGUUGACGCGGCAGGCAUCUGAAAGAAAUGGCACUUUGUAUGAAGACUUCAAGAAUGAGUUGGAGAUUAUGAAGUCGCUACAACACAUCAACAUAGUAGAGAUCCUCGGUUACUCGUGGGACCAUGGAUCAGAUGUGCUCAUCGUGAUGGAGUACCUCGAAGAAGGAUCGCUCAACUACUACCUCAAGUUCCAGGGAGACAAGCUGAGGAUCUCGCAUCUCUUGAAGUACGCCAGGGAUAUUGCUACGGGUAUGGAUCAUGUGUCCGCAAAGAAUGUGGUGCACCGUGACCUCGCGACGCGGAAUAUUCUAGUCGUGAACAAGUACCACGUGAAGAUAUCCGACUUCGGCCUCGCCAGGAUCAUUCCCAAGGAAGAAAACGCAUACAGACUUAAGACUGAAAGACUGCUGCCUAUUAAUUGGUACGCGCCCGAGUCUGCGGUGGAGCCGUGGCACUUCUCCACGAAGAGCGACGUGUGGUCGUACGGCGUCACGGCGUGGGAGAUCUUCACUCGCGCCCGACAGGAGGUGCCCAAGUUCAAUCCUGAGAGACCGCUAGAACGGGCUUCAUGCUUUCAAAUACCGGAAGAUUGUCCGUCAGAAAUAUUCAGACACCUGAUGAUGGAUUGUUGGAAUCUCAAACCGAACUUACGACCCAAGUUCAUUGACCUCGUGCAUAUGUGCAAACGAUUUAUGGACGAAUAUAAGUAGAGCUUUUAUUUCUUAUUGCACCAAAUCUCAAAAUAUUAUCGUGGAAAAAGUAUAUACGUAAAAUAUCGUCUUGCUUUUGUGAUUUUCUUGUACGGAAAUGGACUAUGGUGCUUCUUUGAAAAGUUCACCACAAAUCCUGCAACAAGAGAAAAAAGGCCAAUUAUGGAUAAUAUAUUUUUUACGUAAAGAAAAAUGUGAAAGCAGUUUCGUAUGUACUCAGGUGCAGUUCGGAUGAAUACUAUUUUGGAUGUUUAUAUCGUUGUAUAUUUAGAGUUCAUUCGUCUCAUUAUGUGUUUGUUAUAUUUGCGCUAUAUUUGCACAAACGGUACUAGCUAAUCAAUCGUCUAACAUAAGUAUGUGUUUUUGUGGUUCCUCCAAGCAUUUGCCUUAGUUCUGUAUAGUUUAUAGUUAUUUGUAAAUAUUUAUACAAAUGUUAUAUCAGUUUUUUUAUUACAAUAUCAUAAUGCAUCUCAAUCAUGUGGAAUCUAUUAAUUUGUGUUUUUCAGUGCAAUCAUAAUGAAUGGAUUAUUGUUGUUGUCUGUCAAUGUUUUUUUUUUUUUAUUAAUAUUAUUGUUUUUGUCCCAGUUUUUGUAUAUUUCAUUUGAAUUGACUAAGAAUUUGAAUUUUGACGUAAUGAAUACUUGCCGUGUAUUAUUGUGACUAAUUGACGAGUCAAUUUUAGUGUAAGCAAAGCUAUAUUGUGUAAGCAAUCAGUGUAUAAGUUUCGCUAGUCUAACCAUUCUAGAGCUCUUACUGGCACAAAUGUGAACCUGCGAGAUUAUGAAGUUAUUGGUGUUCAAACAAAUUGCAAAUCUAUAACAAUUUGAGCAUUUGUACAAAAGUUCGCAACUAUUAGAUGACAAUGAAAUAAUCUUUGUUAACAGGACGUACGCACACGGUAUACAGAAUGGUCGCAUAGAUCGAUUCACUAUAAAACCAAAGAUGAUAUUAAAAUAUGAACAUAAAAUCUAGAGAACAAUUUAUUUUUAAGAAUUAUUGUGUACAUUUUAUUAAUUUUACGCCUUAUAUGUAAGUUUUGCAAUUCACUGUUGUGACAAUUAUAAAAAAUGUAGUUAUAAUUUUAGUUAGGCACGAAAAAUAUAAUCGGGUAAUUAAAACUUACAUUUAUAAUUAUUUUAGAAAUUUAUAUUUGUUUAGAUAUGAUUGGGAAAUAUUUUAUAAAAUUGUUUUUAAUUAUUAUUUUGCGCAGCGUCGCUUGGCGGUGUGUCGACGAAUUGGAUUGUGAUUACAUAGACUGACAAAAUGGAGUAUCGGUGCUAAAGGAUGAAAUUAGCAGUGUUGGGUCAAUCAACGAAUGAUUUUUUUGGUAACUAAUAAUUGACUUAUUAUUUUUUAAUGAUGUCUUAUGUACUUUUACUGAGUUAUCCAUCGAAAAUGUAUAAAAGUAAGAAAAAUGUCUUCUUUAUUAUUAAUUAAUGUUGAAGUUUCUACGAAUUUUACCCAACACUGGAAAUUAGGCCUUAUAUUUUCUAUUGAGAGCGUCCGGGACGACAGUUGGUAAAGAUCUAGACGUCGGUAGUUGUAGAAGAUCUAGUUCCUGCUGAACUAUUAUAGAUUUUAGUCCGAAAUUAUUAUCUACCCAGAACCUGAAAUUAUAAACGCCGAGGGAUUUUAUUUUGGAAAUUUUAUUAUACACCCUGUAUAUUUUACAAAAAUAAUCAUGUGUAAAUCAGCUCAAUUUUGUUAUGACCAAAUUAAAUAUUUACAUUAUUUACUCCAUGGACCCGAUUUUAUAUAAACUAUUGUUAUUCAAGCUACAGUGACCACAUUCAACUAUUGCAGUCGAAUUAAAUCUUAUUAUUGGCUAGCGUAUUGAUGUCUAUUUAAAAAAAAAUACUAUAUAGUUCAAUUAUUAAAACUGCCAUGUUUAAAAAAUUGGCAAUAUAAAAAUUAUGUGUAAAAAUCUUUGAUAUGUCACUGUGUACAUAAAUUAACGGUGCUUUAGCUUUGCACAACGAUUAAAUUACUGUGUUUUUAUAUUUAUGUCUACAAGCAAAUUGCCUAGAUUUUGUAUUUUUAUUGUAUUACGUACAAUAUUGAAGCUGCAUUGCUUCUUCAUAUUAAUUAUAAUAGCAAUCAGUUCCCUGGGACAUCAUAAGUUAUCCAAGGAGAUAGUUAUAUUCGACUUUACGUAAUAUCUUCGCCUUAGUAUUUAAAUGAGUUCAUAUAAGUCAUAUAUCAUUAAAAUGCUAAGUAUUUUCAAUAAAAUGAGUCAAUUUUGUUCUACUACAUAAAAGUAAAACAAAUGCAAUAAUAUGGGUGUUUCAAUACAAAAUUAUCUGUUCGAAUAAAAACUAAGUAGUGUCAAUUAAAAUCUGUGUGUUUGUAUAUUUUAAUAGUAAGUACUAAAGUAGUUUCGACGUGGAAGAAAACUGGUCCAAACCCUGGCUGCAUGCAUGUUGUGUAAUGCGAAUAAUGCAAGUGUAAUAGACAAUGUUAAUUCUCAAAACCCUUUGAAUUUUGAGACGAUCACGAUAAGAUUUUAUAGGCAGGUUAUUAAAGUAAGUACGAUAUGAGCAAGUAAACAGGCUUUCUCAAAUGGGCUUGUACCAUAGGGUCAUUGAAUUUGGUUAAAGACACAGUUUGGUGGCAUUGAAGAAGAUUUUAAACUGUAACUGAAUAUUAUGAUGCCCUUCGUAUUAUUUUUCACAGUUUUAUACCUUACAGUAAAUCGCACAUUUCUUGGAUGUAUACAACUUCAAUAUAAGUAACUUGAGACUGGAUCCAGAAUACGUACAAACGCUUAUUUUUUUGAUAUAGAACAAAAUAACAUACGUAAAUGUAAACGUAAUAUGAUCGUGAUCGUCUCAUCCCCAUUCGAGGGUUCACCAGCAAAUAACACGAAUAGCAAGCUUAGAAUGUUGCUGUAAAUAUUAGUUACAUUUUAUAAAUUAAGUAAAAUUUGUUUUAUUAUAAUUUAAGACUCGAUGUGCUGCUGUUUCGUGCGAUAACAAAACUCGACCUUAUUACAAUAGAUAUACAGUCCAUUUUCCUUUGUACGGGACAUCGACGGGCCUAGCAACAGUGAUUUAUAACAAUGUAAUGGGAUUAUCUUGCCAUUUGUCGUACGAAUAAAUACAUCCUGCACGGUCAAUGGCGCAGUAAAUCAAAAUUAUGUGUUAAGUAUCAUUUCACUGUGAAUAACCUGUGCUCAGUUGGUUUGUUAAUGCUAGUCGUAUGAUUGUCAAUUGUAUGCAAGAAUGUAACAAUGCGGUGUAGUGCAUUCGAUGCAAAGUUCCUGAAUUUGUUGACGGAAUCCGAAUAUUUAACGAUGUCUUACGUUUUAAGUUUGCGUCAUAACAAGACUUGGCCUAAUUAAUGUCAUAAUUAAAAUAUUAUUGUGCCCAGUAUACGUAAGUUUCUGAAAUGCAUUUUCUGCCUGAAACUUUUGAUGAAUAUUGCACGACACAGCAGCACAUUCAUGUUAUUUUUGCCAUGAAAAUUAAAAUA
This is a messenger RNA of Helicoverpa armigera (cotton bollworm), 7081 nucleotides long. RefSeq names its product tyrosine-protein kinase hopscotch (gene hop). Gene Ontology annotation, molecular function: non-membrane spanning protein tyrosine kinase activity; ATP binding; cytokine receptor binding. Bases 278 to 3610 code for a protein of 1110 amino acids. The record is from RefSeq and is a predicted model, not a curated record. Gene Ontology annotation, biological process: cytokine-mediated signaling pathway; cell differentiation; cell surface receptor signaling pathway via JAK-STAT. Gene Ontology annotation, cellular component: cytosol; cytoskeleton. Lineage: Eukaryota; Metazoa; Arthropoda; Insecta; Lepidoptera; Noctuidae. The transcript has 22 exons.